GUAAAAUCUUUGUUUCUGCUUUUAGUUUAAAUGCAAUUACUAAAACUGUCCUUUGUUAUUUACAGAGCAAUUGGAAAUAAAAUAAAAAUGGGGAAGCUUACACUUGUUGCAGGUUUGGGCUUGGUGCUAUGCCACAUUGCUUUCUCCAUGGAAAUGGGCUGUUACUUCACUAACUGGUCUCAGUACAGACCUGGAAUUGGAAAGUAUAUGCCCUCAAAUGUCGACCCUUUCCUUUGUACACACCUUUUCUAUGCUUUUGCAAUGGUCAACUAUGCCAACGAGCUUGUCACCUAUGAGUGGAACGAUGAGACUCUAUACAAGGCCUUCAAUGAACUGAAGAAUCGAAACCCCCAUCUUAAAACUCUCCUGGCUGUUGGUGGAUGGAACUUUGGUUCAACACAGUUCUCCAUCACGGUGUCCACUGCUGAAAACCGUCAGAAGUUCAUUCAGUCUUCCAUCAAGUUCCUGAGAACUUAUGGAUUUGAUGGUAUGGACUUGGACUGGGAAUACCCUGGAUCAAGAGGAAGCCCUCCUGAAGACAAACAAAGAUUCACACUGCUGUUGAAGGAACUUGUUGAGGCCUAUGAGGCUGAGGCCAAAGCCACUGGCAGAGCCAGACUGAUGUUGACUGCUGCUGUAUCAGCUGGUAAAGGGACAAUUGAUGAUGGAUACGAGAUUGCAGAAGUUGCCAAGUACUUGGACAUCAUCAAUGUGAUGACUUAUGACUUCCAUGGAACUUGGGAAAGAUUCACAGGCCACAACAGCCCCCUGUACCAAGGCUCAGAGGACGAGGGAGAUUUGAUCUACUUUAAUACCGACUACGCUAUGCGCUAUUGGAGGGACAAUGGUACCCCUGUGGAGAAACUCAGAAUGGGAUUUGCGACAUACGGUCGCACUUUCCGUCUGACAUCUUCAGAUACUGGCGUCGGAGCCCCAGCUAGUGGACCUGCUUCAGCUGGAAGCUACACUCGUGAGGCUGGAUUCUGGUCUUACUAUGAGAUCUGUGGAUUCCUAGAGGGAACAUCACUCCAGUGGAUUGAAGAUCAGAAGGUGCCUUAUGCCACAAAGAAUGGCGAGUGGGUUGGAUUUGACACCAAGGAGAGCUUCGAAACUAAGGUCCGUUAUCUGAAAGACAAGAAGUUUGGAGGAGCAUUUGUCUGGGCGCUUGAUCUGGAUGACUUUGCUGGACAGUUCUGUAAUCAGGGGAACCAUCCUCUCAUGGGCCAUCUGCGCAAUCUUCUGGAUAUCGAAUUGCCUCCUCUGCCUCCAACCACCACCCUCAAACCCGGACAAACAACCACGAAAACUACCACAACUACCACCACCACCACUCAUCCUCCAGGACCAGGAUUCUGUAAUGGAAAGCCAGAUGGACUCUAUCCACAUCCCGAAGACCCCAACAAAUUCUAUAACUGUGCUGGAGGCCAAACUUACGUGAAUAAAUGCGGUCCGGGCACCGUGUUUGAUAACAGCUGUAAGUGCUGUGACUGGCCUAAACACUAAGGGACCACUAAUGUGAAAAAAAGUGGAACAGGACACUGCAAAUUUGCAUAAGCACACAAGAAGAAUCAAACCUAAACAUCUUCGACUACGACUCUUUUAUUUAAAGGAAAUUAGUGUGGACUGAAAAUCAUUCUCAAUGUGCUUUUUUUCCCCAUUUGAGUGUAUUUUGAAACUGUAUAAUUCUUGUUUUUGAAUAAAUCCCCCAUAAAUCUA
Carassius gibelio (silver crucian carp) is the source of this 1716-nucleotide messenger RNA. RefSeq names its product acidic mammalian chitinase. Gene Ontology annotation, molecular function: chitinase activity; chitin binding. The coding region runs from base 31 to 1503 and encodes 490 amino acids. The transcript is spliced from 11 exons. NCBI's taxonomy places the organism in Eukaryota, Metazoa, Chordata, Actinopteri, Cypriniformes, Cyprinidae. Gene Ontology annotation, cellular component: extracellular region. The record is from RefSeq and is a predicted model, not a curated record. Gene Ontology annotation, biological process: chitin catabolic process; carbohydrate metabolic process.